GACCAAGAUAUAAAUAAACGGAAUUUCAUUACAUCAGAUUAUUAGUAUCGAACAACCCAUUAAGAACUGUUCUAUAGUUUCAUUAAAAAGUAUUAAUUAAAAUAACGCUUUAAGCAAUCGAAACGUUAAUGCAGUCAUUGCAUUUGCACUGAACGAAACGACGACCACUGCUAACAAUGCAGCUCAGUUGAAAUCAACAAAGAUUGUCACAACAAUCGCGGUCUCACAUUACUAAACUCAGUAAAUAUCCCGUCGAAUUUUUAAACAUACGCGUUCAGUGACGGCCUUACACUCGUUGACCUUAGUAGCUUGAUAACGUGACGACUGAUCAGUUUUGUAAACGCGGCCGGCGCAACCACACGCAUCAAAAUGUCAGAACAGACAGAAUCAGCUUCUCCCACGCUAUGGGAGGAACUAAUGAGCCCUCUAAACCUUGUGUUAAUAGCUAUCAUUGUGUACCUCGUGUAUAAAAUUAUUAAAUCAAACUUUGAAUCUGAAGUGACCGUGGCAGCGCCUCCUCCAAGUCUACCAAAACUAAGGAAGGAUUUGACAGUUGCUGAGAUCAAGAAGUAUGACGGAACACAGCCGGACGGCAGGGUACUGCUCGCUGUAAACGGAACAAUUUUCGAUGUAACCAAGGGCAAGAGAUUUUACGGUCCCGGUGGACCGUACUCAGCUUUUGCUGGUAAAGAUGCCACUAGGGGCUUAGCUACCGGUCAGGUAGCUGCCUCCGACAAGGAAUACGAUGACGUUAGUGACCUGACUCCUGAUGAAGUAGCAUCUGCAAAGGAGUGGGAGGAACAGUUCAGGGAGAAAUACGACAUUGUGGGCCGCCUCCUGAAGCCUGGUGAGACACCAAACAAAUACAGUGAUGACGAGUCUGAAGAGAAAAAAUCACAGUAGACUAGACAGAAUAUUAUAUUAUAAUAACUAAACUUGUUAAAACGUGAUGUUUUGAUGGAUUCCGGUGCCUAGGGAAAUGUUUAAAAUGUUAAUAAAAUAUUUUUUCUAACGUACGCCAUUUUUAUUU
Molecule: messenger RNA, 1030 nt
Organism: Spodoptera exigua (beet armyworm)
Lineage: Eukaryota; Metazoa; Arthropoda; Insecta; Lepidoptera; Noctuidae
Source: the annotation of a GenBank genome assembly